AUGGUCACCACAACCAGAUUACCAAUGCAGUCCGUCUCCUCGUCUACUUGCGCCGCCGCGUUCGUCUGCAAGAGCGCGCCGUCGCUUGUCGCCAUGCGGAACAAGGGACUCGACAUGGCGCUGCACUGCACGGCGAUGGCCGGGAGCAAGGGUGUGGUGGCCUGCCUCCUGUCCAAGAUGCGCACUGCUGUCGGUGGACCGGACGAGGCGGCUGCGCUGCGGGCAAAAAACUGCCUAGGCGCCACUGCUUUGCACGGCCACAGGGGACUUGAGCAAUGGUGCAUGAAACAUCUGUACCACUACCAUCUUGCUGAACUUCCAUUCCACGGUAGGAGUGGGACGAGCAGGAGGGACACAUUGCCUGUGGUGCACCGGCUGAGUCCAUGCUCCCCUCUUGGCGCCGCACGGAUCCAACAGCUGGAGAAGCCAUCCGUGGCCGACAUCCUCCACCGCGACGCACUUCGCUUCCGCUCCCUGUUCAGAGACCACAACCACGGGUCCGCUGCACCCGCACCGACAUCACCUGGAGCUGAUGGAGGAGGGCUCUCGAUCCCCAGCAGGGGCGAUCCAAUCCAGGAGCUGCCCGGUGCGUUCGAGUACCACGUCACGGCUGGCUUUGGCACUCCGGUGCAGCAGUUCACCGUGGGAUUCGACACGACUACCACCGGUGCCACGCAGCUGCAGUGCAAGCCGUGCGCCGCCGACGAACCGUGCCACCACGCCUUUGACCCAUCCGCGUCGUCCUCCAUCGCUCAUGUCCCCUGUGGCUCGCCGGACUGCCCGUUCAAUAAAGGCUGCUCCGGACACAGCUGCACUCUCAGCGUCUCCAUCAACAACACUUUGCUCGGCAAUGCGACGUUUUUCACCGACAAGCUGACGCUGACGCCGUGGAACAUCGUGGACGACUUCAGGUUCGUGUGUCUCGAGGCCGGGUUCCGGCCGGACGACGACUCCACUGGUAUCCUCGACCUCAGCCGGAACAGCCACUCUCUGGCGUCUCGCGCCGCGCCUUCCUCGCCGGACGCGGUCGCCUUCUCCUACUGCCUGCCGUCGUACCCGAGCGACGUAGGCUUCCUCUCCCUCGGCGCCACCAAGCCGGAGCUGUUGGGACGCAAGGUGAGCUACACCCCGCUAAGGAGCAACCGCCACAACGGGAAUCUGUACGUCGUGGAGCUCGUCGGGCUGGGCCUCGGCGGCGUGGACCUCCCGGUCCCGCGCGCCGCCAUCGCCGGCGGAGGCACGAUCCUCGAGCUGCACACGACGUUCACCUACCUCAAGCCCAAGGUGUACGCGGCCCUCCGCGACGAAUUCCGCAAGUCCAUGUCGCAGUACCCUGUGGCGCCGCCGCAAGGAAGCCUGGACACGUGCUACAACUUCACCGCGUUGAGCUCCUACUCGGUGCCGGCCGUGACGCUCAAGUUCGACGGCGGGGCCGAGUUUGACCUCUGGAUCGACGAAAUGAUGUACUUCCCCGAGCCCGGGAGCUACUUCUCCGUCGGGUGCCUUGCGUUCGUUGCGCAGGAUGGUGGCGCUGUGAUCGGGAGCAUGGCGCAGAUGUCGACGGAGGUGGUGUACGACGUGCGCGGAGGGAAGGUUGGGUUUGUCCCGUACCGCUGCUGA
Messenger RNA from Sorghum bicolor (sorghum), 1620 nucleotides. Its product is annotated as aspartyl protease family protein At5g10770. The transcript is spliced from 4 exons. Gene Ontology annotation, molecular function: aspartic-type endopeptidase activity. The coding region runs from base 1 to 1620 and encodes 539 amino acids. Gene Ontology annotation, biological process: proteolysis. NCBI's taxonomy places the organism in Eukaryota, Viridiplantae, Streptophyta, Magnoliopsida, Poales, Poaceae. The record is from RefSeq and is a predicted model, not a curated record.